AAAGAGAGAGAGGCUGAGCCAGAUCUUCAUGCCACUGCAGGCAGCAGCAGCAGCAGCAAAACUUCUGAAGGUUUGCAGAAGACAGUAGGAGAACCAUCAAGAAGGCUACUGCAGUAUUGUCAAUUCCAGAAGUCUGGUACCAGGACUGCUACUUCAGCUUCCUCAUUGCUGCUGGUGGCUGAGCCUUAUCCCAAGACUGCUUGACUGUUGAAUGUGCAGAGAGUAUCAUUCUAAGGAAUAUUGUCUCCUUUGUGUUCGAGCACCUGCUACUAUGUGUCUGGAAUGCAUCCUUCUCUGAGGAGCUUUCAACCAGAUAGUCUGAGAGAUAGCAAGAUGAAGAACUGAAUAAAAGCGAAUUUACCUUAUAUAUGCCCUGACUCACCUGAGCUCAUCACAGAUGAGAUUCAAAGAUAAAAACCCUUCGUGGGAAUUUAUUAUUGCCAUUAUGUAUCAUUCUUUGUCUGAAACCAGUCACCCUUUGCAAACAGAGGAACAAGAAAUAGGCAUUGAUCCCUUGCAGAGUUAUUUGAACAAGCCAGAGGAAGGAGGAUCAAAUGAAAAUGGAAGCACGCACCACACCUCAGAUUCUGAUGGAACAUUUAUUUCUUAUAGUAAAGAAUGGGAAGAACUAUUUGUAAACAACAAUUACUUGGCAACUAUACGGCUGAAGGGGAUUAAUGGGCAGCUGAGAAGCAGCAGGUUCCGUAGUGUUUGCUGGAAGUUAUUUCUGGAGGUUCUACCCCAAGACAGAAGUCAAUGGAUUAAAACCACUUCAGACUUAAGAACUUCUUACAAUAAGAUCAAAGAAAUUCACAUUACAAACCCUCGGAAAGCAGGACAACAAGAUCUGAUAAUCAACAACCCACUCUCUCAGGACGAGGGGAGUCUUUGGAAUAAAUUUUUCCAGGAUAAAGAGCUUCGAGCAAUGAUUGAACAAGAUGUGACAAGAACCUUUCCUGAAAUGCAGUAUUUCCAGCAAGAGAAUGUGAGGAAAAUUCUUACAGAUGUUCUAUUCUGCUACGCCAGAGAAAAUGAGCAGUUGCUUUAUAAACAGGGUAUGCAUGAACUUUUAGCUCCCAUUGUCUUUAUCCUGCAUUGUGACCACCAGGCUUUUUCACAUGCCAGUGAGGCUGCACAACCAAGCGAGGAAAUGAAAGUUCUUUUGAAUCCUGAAUAUCUGGAACAUGAUGCCUAUGCCAUGUUCACACGUCUGAUGAAAACUGCAGAACAUUGGUUUUCAACUUUUGAACAUGACAGUCAGAAGGAUAAAGAAGUGAUUAUUACACCUAUGCCAUUUGCAAGGCCACAGGACUUAGGCCCAUCUAUUGCUAUUGUAGCAAAGGUAAACCAAAUUCAGGAUCAUCUGCUGAAGAAGCACGAUAUUGAGCUGUACAUGCAUCUGAACCGACUGGAAAUUGCUCCACAGAUUUAUGGACUGCGAUGGGUAAGGCUCCUGUUUGGACGUGAAUUCCCACUUCAGGACCUCCUGGUUGUCUGGGAUGCUCUGUUUGCUGACAGUAUCACCCUGAAUUUAGUUGACUACAUUUUUGUAGCCAUGUUGUUAUAUAUCAGAGAUGCCUUGAUUUCAAGUAAUUAUCAGACCUGUUUGGGACUUCUGUUGCAUUAUCCACCUAUUGGAGAUGUUCACUCCCUUAUCCUAAGAGCACUUUUUCUCCGAGAUCCAAAGAGAAAUCCAAGACCAGUGACUCACCAAUUCCAACAAAAUCUAGAUUAUUACAAAGCACGUGGAGCAGACUUGGUGAACAAGACCCGGGCUAGUGCUAAGGCUGCCCCACUGAACAUUAAUAAAGUCUCCAACAGCCUACUGAAUUUUGGCCGAAAGCUCAUAGCUCCGGCUAUGGCUUCAGGUGGGGCUGUGGGUGCUCCUGCUGGCGGGAGCAGUUUUCCUCCCUCUGCAAUGCCCAUCAGAAGCACAGCAGAAGCCCCCCAGCAUCACCACCACCAGCAGCACCACCACCAGCAGCACCACAACCAGGCCCAGCAGCAAAGGAUGCUGAAGUCCGAAAGCAUGCCAGUUCAGCUGGGCAAAGGCCAAAGCUCAAAAAACAUCAGCUCAUCCCCAAGCAUAGAGAGCUUGUGUGGAGGACGUGAAUUUACAGGAUCUCCACCCCUGUCUGCAUCAAAAAAGGAUUCCUUUUUCAGUACAAUCUCCCGCUCCCGUUCCCAAAGCAAAACUAUGAGCAGAAAAGAAUCGGAGGAGGAAUUGGAGGCCCAGAUUUCAUUUCUACAAGGACAACUAAACGACUUGGAAGCCAUGUGCAAAUAUUGUGCCAAGAUGAUGAACACACACCUUGGAAAUAUCCAGGAAGUCAUAUUACAAGAACGCCUGGAAAAAGAAGAUGAAAUUCUGGUUUCCUUGGCUGGUUUGAAGCAGAUCAAAGACAUUCUGAAGGGUUCCCUGCGUUUCAACCAGAGCCAGCUGGAAGCUGAAGAAAAUGAGCAAAUCACGAUAGCUGAUGAUCAUUACUGUUCCAACAGUCAGAACAAGGGGGCAGAUGAUGUCCUAAAGGGACCUGUUAUGACAAAGCAACAGUUAAUCUCGGGACAACAGACUACAACUGAUUCGAGUGUUAGUGAGAGCAAGAGUGCCGACGACUACAUUAUGGUUUCCAAAGAAGAGGAAGGCAGUACAAGUGCUGUCCUGGAGCCAGUGCAGUCCCAUCAGGCACACAAGGAGGCAGAAGUGAAGCCAGAAGCUCCGUCUCGUUCUUCUUUGAUAUUUUCUGACCCACUGAUGGGCUCCAUUUCAGCUUCCUCCAGCAACCUGAGCUCCAGCCCUGAUGAUGACAGUAGUAAUAACAGCAAAGAUUCUGACUUUGCUAUUGUCAGCCCACUGGACAUCUAAAAAAACAGGUUGGGAGAGUUUGGGAGGUUGGUCGUUACACCUUAGCUCAAAUUGCUAUGAUUCCAUGGGCUGGAUAGUUCUUUGGAUUAGAAGGACAGAAAAUAGGUAGAGGUAACCCAUUUCAUCUGCCAAAAAUCUAAAUAAAAUUUUUAAAAAUGAAAAAAAUUUAAAAAAAAGAAAGAAAAAAAGACAAAAAAAACCACCUGAAUUUGCAAAUCUUCUAAUAAAAUAGACACCUUAUAAUAACUGCCUUAAAUAAAGACCCAGUAGAACCCAGUUCUAAUAGACAGUUAUUCUUAGUUAUAGAGUUAUCUUACUUAGGAGCUUUAUUACCAUAGAGCUGUUUCUUUCCCAAAACAUAGAAUAGUAUGUGCUAGGUACCAUAAUGGAUUAAGAAAUGUGUAGAUACUUGGCAUCAGACCUGAAGCAGCAAAAACAAGCUAGAUUUAGUAUUGUCCUUUUACAAAAUAUGCUCAGCUGGGUUUUCUGAGUAGGAAAGGAUGCUGUUUCUUCAGAGACUGUGAUUAGAGAAGUAGGGAAUGUAUGUCAGAAGGAUUAAAAGCAUCAUCCUGGCAGUAAGCUUGUUCUCAGUUGAGGAAUCCUAGUUUCUUCAUUUUCAUCUGGCAGUAGCCUGAGGUGUGUUCGAGGCAGAGGUUUGUGUAGUUGCUCCUCAGUGCUGUCUUGCAGGAGAAUGUGUGACAAAUUCCUUGAGAACGGGGACCUAUACAACGGAGCCUUAUUUCCUUUUGCCUACUUUCCCGCCCUCCCUCCCCCUCCCUCCUUGAGAGUUCCCAGUUCACCUCUUUCCCUCUUUAUAUCUGUCUACCUUUACUCUCCCCAUCAUUUUUAUUUUACUGAGAUUACCACGGCUAAAACAGUAGGUGCAAGGGAAAUUACAGUAUUUCAUAGGGUAGACCUGAGCCAGUUGAACUAAAACUAGCUUGGGUAUGAUAACUUACCAGGGAAGGGUGCAAAGUGAAAUUAAUUGUUCACAAUUAAAAGCACUUUAUGUCUGAUUCCUAUUAUCUUCUAUACUCUGUUUACAUAUAUUCCUAUACAAUUUCCGCAUUUCUAGUAAAGAAAAACAUCAUGGUGCAGCAGCGUUAACCAACAGACAUUUUCUAAUUCAUUCUAGAACUUGUUACUCUAUGGAAAAGUGUAUUUCUUUCCCAUCAAGUACAUAGUACAACCAGUAACAGCUUUUUUCAAGUAGAUGCAGGGGGAUCAGGACUUACUGAUCCCUUUAAACUCUUGAAAUUCACUAAAAUAAACUGGUGGCAAGUGGGCGCCUGGUCUUGUGGGACCUAAACAGAACCAGCUUGAGGAAGGAAUGCUACAAAGUCACUCUAACAGCCAAAAAUAGCAUUUUUUACUUUUAAGAUACACAUUAUACCAUGCAACAACUUCAUAAUUGCAUGGCAAAGCUUGUGUUCGUAUGGAGUGAAGAAAUUGUAGUUAUUUGCUGCUUAGUCUAUAAUUGUAAAUGAGUUAAGUACCGUAUUCCAAAGAUGAGGUGACAUGUAGUUUGCUGGUCUUAGAUUUUACAAGGUCUGUGUCAGUGACUGUAAUGAAGAGAUAAUUGUCAUGUAAUUACGUGGUAGCUGGUGUAUCCUUACACACUCAAAAGCCACCGUGUAGUUCUUCUGAGAUAAUUUGUGCCUUGUAAAAUAAUAAAAUGAUAGAGUGUUAUGAGCAGGUCUGUGUGACCUAGCCCACAUGAACAGUCAGAUGACUGUUUAGAUGAAAGAUCUUACAUGCCUAACAUUUUGGAGAGGUGUUUAUUUUGGUUUGAUUUUAAGCUUCAUAGAAAAUAACCUUGGAAUUCAGCAUGCAUGCCUGUCCUCACAUUUAUUUUAUUUCCCUGAGUUUGCAUGAAUGCCAGGGGAUUAGGUGGCUGUUGAUCUAUUUAGGUCUUGGAAGCUUUUCUAUCCUUAACCCAUUCAGCAGGACUUGUGCCACACCACCAACAAAGGGGAAUUUGUUCAAGAAGUACCUAUGGAAAGAAAUACUCUGGGGACAGAGAGAAAAGUUUUAUGUUCUGUGAUACAUAAGCCUUCAAAGAUACCAGUACUUUGACAGGGAAAAAUGUUUUUACUUCUUUUUUUUUAUUUUUUUAAGCAUCAGUCUUUUGAUUUCUGUUCUGGUUGGUUGUUUCAGGGAUCACAUUGCUGUUUUCUUGAACAGUCUCAUUGCCAAUGGAAGAGUGUGAUUUGUACAGUUCUUUUAUUUUUUGUAAAUUACUUGUAUCUUUAAUAUUGCAUAUUUUAAAACAGCACUAAAAGUAUACAAAGAUUUUGGGAGUUUCUAACAAUUUUUCACAAAUCAGUGAAUACCGCCGAGCUGAAUGUCUGUCAUGCCAGAGGAUAUGAUAAAAAUCUUCAGAAGCAGCAAUAUGAUUAUACAAGUAAGAUCAGAGCGAAUUCCAGUAAAUUAACCUUCUUUGGUUAUACCAAGUCCUUCCACAUCUCAAGUAUGAUACUUGAUCAGAGUGUGGAAGUAGUUAAAAUUUUGUAUAUUCGUGAAGUCAUCAACUUGUAAGUUAGACAAAAGGUCAGGUCAUCACCCUGUCUUGCCUUAUGUUAAGAAUAUACUGAGAAAGAAAUUGUCAUUUGAAAUACAAGAUUAUUCUUCUCUCCCCCCAAAGAUGACCUGCUCGUAAUGUUUUUGGAUAACAAGAAUCAGGUGGAAAAAUUACAUGCAUUUCAAAUUACUGAAGAAAACUAAUAUGGGGUUAAGAUUAUGUAUCUGAGACUGUUGUAUUCUAUUUUGCAUCUGUAAUUUUUGACUGUUGGAAGUCUCUUGCAUGUCAUGUCAUUUGUAUGUACUGCAGAAAAGCAGUAUCAUAUUUUGACUGGGUAUUCAUUUAGUCGUGGAACUUUGUAUCUUUACUCUGGAAGAACAUCUAGCCCACUUUAUUAAAGGAAGAAUUAACAAAUUUU
Apus apus (common swift) is the source of this 5805-nucleotide messenger RNA. It is a transcript of the gene TBC1D5, whose product is annotated as TBC1 domain family member 5. Gene Ontology annotation, molecular function: GTPase activator activity. The record is from RefSeq and is a predicted model, not a curated record. The transcript is spliced from 24 exons. Bases 398 to 2866 code for a protein of 822 amino acids. Gene Ontology annotation, biological process: activation of GTPase activity. NCBI's taxonomy places the organism in Eukaryota, Metazoa, Chordata, Aves, Apodiformes, Apodidae.